Gadus chalcogrammus (walleye pollock) is the source of this 5618-nucleotide messenger RNA. RefSeq lists its product as uncharacterized. The record is from RefSeq and is a predicted model, not a curated record. The transcript has 5 exons. The coding region runs from base 118 to 918 and encodes 266 amino acids. Lineage: Eukaryota; Metazoa; Chordata; Actinopteri; Gadiformes; Gadidae.
CACAGCAGGGCAGAGACCGAAAGCAGCGGUUGGUCAAGAAACUGGCAUGAAGACACCAAAACAGAGCUCCAUCUCAGUGUCUACACAGGUGUCCUGGCUAUUCUGAAAGAAUACGUCAUGGCAUUCCAGAGUCGUGACACCCUUGUGCACAAGUUGCAUGACAAGCAGCUGCAGGUUUUCACCAACUUCAUUGCAUGCUUUGUGAAGCCAGAACACCUGCCACCAAUCCCCAGGAUCCUGGCAGGUCUCGAACUCAAGGGAGACAAACUGCUGCCUGCAAGAGACCUGUAUGUGUGUCGAGUUGCAGAUAGAUUCAGACGGGAGCAUCCUCAACACCAUCUGCUGAAGCCCUUCCUGGACCAAGUACUCCAGGCAUACAUCACAUGUGGGGAAUACCUGCUGAGCAAGCUGCCACAGGAGAGCAUGAACCUGCAGUGCCUGUCUGCUGUUGACCCUAUUGCAAGGGGGCACUCCAAGACUGGACGUCUGCUGAGACGACUUGCGGAGAUGUUUACCCAGUUUCUCCCUGCUGAUGUGGAUGUUCAGCAAGAGGUUCUCCAGUAUGUCGUAGACCAGAGCCUGCGAACUUUCAGAGAAGGAGAUGAUGCUGUCAGCUGGUGGGCAGCUGUCUUUGAAACGGGAAGGUACCCAGGGCUCAGCAUGGCAGUAAAGGCAGCAUUGUCGGUGUUCCAUGGGCCAACGGUGGAGUCUUCAUUCAGUCUUAUGUCUGAAAUCAUAGACUCGAAAAGUGGCAGCAUGAACAUUUCCACUCCGAGUGCCAUCCAAACUGUCGAACACACCUUGCUGACCCGGAAGCAGACUGCAGUGGAGAUGUUCAAAAGAGAAGACCUUAAGUUAAUAAAGAGUUUGCAGGUCUGCAGAAGGGCCCCCGUGUACACCUGGAAAUUGUUGACAUAGCCUGUCUUGCUCUCCGCCAUCACCCACACCUUUACUCCCCACUUCACCGGCUUCAUGGGGAGGUACUGCCAGAAGGCCAGGCAUCCCUUGAACUUGACCAUUGUCUCAUCCACGGUCACAAAGCCAUUGACCUCAUAGAGAUCCUGGAAUCUGACGAGGAGGAGGUCCAUGAAUCCCUUAAGCUUUGUGGGGAAAAACGGUCUGUCUAGCUACUGGACCAGAUAAAAUGAGACGGAGAGGUAAUAAAGUCUGUCGGCACGAGGACCUUGGAUUUAUUAAGUAAAGUGGCAACGGUUAUACAGAGUCAUAAAGCGUGAGAAAUCGAAUAUGUCUAAGUCCCUAAUCAGCGCUGAUGGUUCGUCCGGAGCUUCGCCUCCGUGGAAGGUCUGCUUCAGAAGAAGAGGAUGAAGAGUCCCUGUGUGGUACAGUUUUUAUGCUGUAUCCUCCUCUCGAUGAGGUGUGUGCGUUUGAGGUGUGUGUGGUUCUGUGUGUUUUGGCUCCCAGGCCCUGAGAGAGCUUCGUAACAGGGGAGAGUUCCUCGUGUCUCCGGUGUGAUAAAUUAAAACGGGGAGUGCCCCCCUGAAAUGUCUCGUGUGUGAUAAUUUAAUGUGGCUCUCAGGCCCCUGGUGUGGGCAGAGGUAUCUCUUGGUUCCUCCUAACGGGGAAGAGCUCUCAAAAUGUCUCCUGUGUGAUAAAUUAAUGUGGCUCUCCCGUUCUGGAGAUGAUACUGGUGCAUUGUCUGAGUGUCCACCAUCUGCCUGCCUGGGAGAUGGGGCCUUCAGCUCCGGCCUUGACCUGACUAUAUAUUAUCAUGUUUGUGUUGUUGGGUUAGAGCAUGAGUUGACUAUAUUAUAAUGUGUCCAUGUGAUGUGCUCAUCAGGCUAGGGUAGGAGUUAGCUAUAUUUAUAAUGUACAUGUGAUGUACUCAGCAGGUUAUUUUUCCCAACAGCUUCAAGGGAUCCCGCAUUUCCAUUACUUUGUACACGUCCCGCAAAUUGAGAUUUUGUCCCGCAUUGUUAUUAGGACUGGCCCGAAUUAUUUGAAUAUUCAAAUACUCGUUGGGAAAAUUAGUAUUCAGAGCUUCGUUGUUUCACGUAGGGCCUACGUGACGUUACCAGAGCGAGGGAGGCAAACUAUAAGCGACACCAAGCAGAGAAGCGAGAGAGGUGGAGGAAGAAUAGAUAUCUUGUUUCCCUUUACUUUAUAACAACAUCAGCGGGAUCUCGGGAGGAAAAUAAAUGCUUACUGAAAUUCUAACCUUAGCUUAGUUGUUGGUUUACGUUCGCCGUACAGCGCCGCGCAAAUCAACUGUGACUGGCUUGCUGCAGAGCGUGAGCGUCUUGCAAAUACCCGGUCAAUAUAAUGGAUACAAUAUGGACACAUAAGACAAUCAAUAUUCGGUAUUUGCUAUGGAAUUAUUGUACAAAUUCCCUGAAAAGAUGCACGUUCCAGAAUGAAUUGAAAAGCUCCCCUAAUGGCGUGUUCACACAGGCAGUUUUUUUAUAUUAAAAAACACCUGACCCGGGCGGUUUUUUACCAACUAAAAAACUGACAGGGUGGUUUUGUCAAUUUCAUUCUAGAGCAGAAUGUUCUAGAGCCAACGUUGCAAAUCGGUUACCGUAUCAAAGUGGUUUGACUACGCUACAGUGUCAGUUACAAUGUCGAGGAUUAAAAAAUUAGCCCUUGUUUUGGCGUUAGAUGACAACGAGGAUAACGAUGAACCUUCCCGUUUGUGGGUGCAUGACAUAAACCGGGGACGGCAGCAGUACGGGGCGUUUCAUAGUUUGAUUCAGGAGCUACGGUUUGAUAAUGCACGGUUCAGUGCGUAUUUCAGACUCGACAAGAGUCAAUUUGAAACCUUGUUGCGCAUCGUUGCGCCUUCAAUAAUAAGGCAAGACACCCACAUGAGGCAAGCCAUCAGUCCAGAGGAACGACUCAGCAUUUGUUUAAGGUAAAUCCGCAAAUAUAUUUAUAAAAAGGACUAUGAAAUCAGACGCAUGUCUCGUAGCUUAUUUUACUACUACUACUUAAAGCGCUUUGAGUGUGUGAAAAGCGCUAUAUAAAUUGAAUCUAUCAUUAUUAUUACUAGUAACAAGCAGGUAGUAGGUUACCUAGCAACAGGUCUAAUGUAAGCUAUGUUGUCUUGCCUCCCAUACUCUUUGGUGUUGCAGAGCUUGUUCUCACUUUUUCAGCAUACGUAGGCAAGGCAACUUUAUUUACAUAGCACUUUUCAUACACAAGGCAGACUCAAGUGCUUCACAUAUAAACAUUGUCAUACAAUAAAAUAAAAUAAUAGAUAAACAUAUGGAAAGAAAUGGGUAAAAUAGAAAGUUAAAAAGGCAUUUUAGUAUUAAAAUAGAAUAUAAAGGCAAAUUUAAAAAAGCUUUUUAGAAAGUGCAAUGUAUUUAAGAUUUAGCAGAAAGCUAAAGCAAACAUAAAAGUCUUUAGUCUUGUUUUAAAGGUGCUCAGAGUAGGCCUAUUUUAUAUGUAUAGCGUCCCUCGCUGGACAGGAUGUAGACUGCUAGCAUUACCUACCUGACUGUCAGGCCUGCAAAUGAAAUAGAAACUGCUAUCUAACUGCUAACGGCUACAAUCAAGAUCAACAGGUGUAUGCGGGCUUGCUCAAUUGUUUCAGACUAAACUAAAUAUCACUCUUUGGGCAGGUAUCUGGCAACUGGCGAUUCAUUCCGGUCCAUCGCUUUCGCCUUCAGGAUGGGUGCCAGCACUGUGGCAGGCAUAGUUCAUCAGGUCUGCACAGCUAUUUGGGAUUGCCUCCUGCCAGAUUACAUGCCUAUUCCAGACAAAGCAGCGUGGAGAAAGAUAGCCACUGGAUUCCAACAGCUGGAUUUCCCUAACUGCCUAGGGGCAAUGGAUGGGAAACACGUAGUAAUUGAGGCUCCUCCCAUCAGCGGCACUCUUUAUUACAAUUACAAAGGCACUUUUUCCAUCGUCCUUCUGGCUGUAGUCGACGCCAGGUACUGUUUCAGGCUUGUUGACAUCGGGGCCUAUGGAAGAAACAGUGAUGGGGGAACCCUCUCCUCCUCCGCUUUUGGUACUGCCCUACGGCAGAACACAUUGGGUAUCCCGGAUGACUCCAUCCUCCCAGGGGCAGAACAUCUUGGCCCGAUGCCUCAUGUGUUUCUGGCAGACGAAGCCUUCCCCUUGCGCCGUAACAUCAUGCGCCCAUACCCUGGCUACAACACUGGAGAAAAAAAAGUGUUUAACACCCGUCACCCUCACGUGCGCAGAAUGGUCGAGUGUGCGUUUGGCAUACUGGCAUCCCAAUGGAGAGUGUACCGUCGGGUGCUGUGUGUCUCUCCAGAAGUGGCAGAGAACGUGGUAAAGGCCACCUGCAUGCUGCAUAACUUUCUGAGGUGGGAUGCCAGCACUACAAUACCGGCUAGGUCAUCUACUGGAACAUCCACAGCUGAGCCAUCACAAGGUCUCCAGAACGCACCUCGCCUUGGCACCAACAAUGCUGGCAGAGAUGUUGUGGCAGUGAGGGAGAAGUUUGCUCAGUACUUCAUGUCUGAAGCUGGACGAGUUCCCUGGCAGGAUAACAUCUAGGCACAAACACAAAAUGGUUGCACUUUUGCACAAAUAUAUAUCAGUGCAGUACAAUUUCCAUGUUCACAAAUAAAAGAAUGACAGAAAACAUAUUUCAGCACAACAAAGAAAACUUAAACGUUUGCAUUAUUUGCUUCACUUACAUAAAGACACCAAAAUUAAACAUAAUCAUACUAAAGGCAUACAAUAAACCAACAUACCUCGCUCCGCUUGCCAAGGGUGCAAGACGAGGGUAAAUUGAGAGGGAAAAGUUGCAUUCACCGGACAUUCAUGGGUCAGCUGUUAGCUUGCUUCAUACGCUAUUCACAGACAUAAAACGGCAUAGAGAUGCGACCGGUGUAAGACAGAUGAACUAUAAAACUUACACACAAAAUGUUUCAAUAUGAACCCAACAUUUAUAUAACCAAAAUACAGGCUUUAAGACAUAUUAACUUACAUCUUCGACGCGACUACGCGCGAAACACGCAUCGCCGUGAAUGCUGCUGUGCGCCUCUAAAAGGGUACCGGGUGAGACGUAAACAAAAGGUUCCGGGGCGCAAUACAGGUCUGUUACAUAGGCCUUAAAAGAACCAACCAAACCAACAGUUAUUUUAAGAGCUACCCAAAGCUUCUGCUUAAAAGCUAGUCCAUUUCAUCACCAGCAAACACCAGAUGAUGUGGUGAAGUUGAAGUUUUCUCUGAAUCUUGGAAGCAGUACCACACCCAUGAACGAUAAAGCUGACAUAAGUUUAAAUAAAUGUUUUAUACCUAAUAGAAAUUGUGUGGCUCCUAUGUAUAUCAAAGUGGGUAUUGUAGUGAUAAAACAAGAUAAAAUGUUUAAUCUCCUUCAGAAUAUCUAAUGUAAAGAAAGAGGUACAAAGCAGAUGUCGGUGUUUAAAUGUAAUAAUUUAAUUUAAUAAUUUCAUUCUCCAAAUUCGAUAUCAUAAAACAGUGACUGCAUUCAACACUUUAGCAAUGCCUGUUUGCGAGACUCCAACCUUGCCAGUGUGGGUGCAAAGCUCAGAAGGAAACGCUCAUGCUCAUUCUCCUCCUUAGCAAUGGCACCUGUUGCUGGUAGGGGGUUAUGGUUGCAGUGGCCUGCCUCUUCCUCCCUCUUUGAACUCUCAUGGGCCCGAAUUCCUGCUGCUGUUGUU